GCAGGAGGUUGGAACCAGAUGGUCAUUGUGGUCCUUUUCAACCCAGGCCAUUCUAUGAUUCUAAGAUCCAAAUGCGCUCUAUAAACAACCAAUUUGCAUGGCUGAAGCCCCACCAAUGCCAGUAAAACCUUCACCAAAGUGUGUAAUUAAUCCUACUGUGCAAACUCUUAUUUUUUUUAAGCAUAUAUCAAGUGUAGAAAAUCUAUUGGACGUGCAAUGAAACGAAUCUCUGAUUUCCGAGUCUCCAUCCCUAUCCCUGCCCCAAGCCCUUAAAACACAGGAACAAAUAGGAGGUUUUUGGUGGUAGUGGUUUUGAGGUCAUUUCUUUCCUCCUUUGUAGUGAUCCAUGUUAAGUGACCUCUUUUUGACCCAAAUUUCUGUGAGCUUCAGCUGAAGGUAACUUUAGUCAUAGGAAAUUUCUGAUCAAGGAAGGAAUGCUCGCUGAAGGUGUAAGCUGCUGAAGGCAGGAGAUGUGAGUGGAAAGUGGUGGUGUGGUCAGGGCUAAUAACCCAGUUGGCAUGAUAAUGUAACCGCUUCAUUGCGUGUGGCAAUUUCCACUUCACCCCAUACCUGCAUGAUGGCAGUGCCCUUUUCCUUCCACAGCAAAGCUGACAGCAAGGGGAAAAAGCAAAGAUUCCUUUCUGGGCGAUAUAAAUGGGUUUUUGGUAACUUUACCACCUUUUGGUCUUCCACACUCCAUGUCUUAGUAGAGGUGUUUAUGAAUAUAUGGGUAAGAACAGUCAGAAUGGGAACGUGUGUCAUGAAAUGGAUGUUACCUGACGUGAACUUAACCUGAAAUACAAACAGCUUCUGGGAGAUGAGUUGCUGGUUUCUGAACCGCCGGCAGAUCAGACCACAAAAAAUGGUUACAACAUCUUGAAAUGACAUAACAUGUUGGGCAAUGAAGGUUUCUGCCAGUCACAUAAACAGAGAUGGCAGAGCAAGGAGCGGGGUUAGCUCCUUCUGGCUUGACAGUGCCACCAGCCUCAUUGACCUUCAUGGUUGAAGACAAACCUGAGUGAUGAGUCCUGUUCUUCCAUCCUCUUCUUUCAGCUUGGCUGCAGAAGAGGUUUCUCCCAGGUUGUUCCUGCAUGGGGAACAUCAUUAGAUAUGUCCAUGGACUCCUUUGGCAACAAAAAUAGCUUCCGUUCCCAAAUCCUGUUAUCCAAAAGCUGUUAUCCUCUACAAGCAUGAUGGAGUGGUGUCAGGUAGAGAAACUCCAACAGUGCAGUGCCAACAGGGCCCCAAACCCAGCUCCUCCAUUUGGCACAGGAGGGCGGUCAGCCCAAGUCUGGGUGUGAGCUUCGGUAGCAGAGACAUUUGGGGGAGGAUUUCCCUGCAUGGCAUUGGGGCUGCAGGGCAUGGGGGUCACUGUGAUACCCUGAGAAGAACGCCUUGGCACUGGGCAAGACUUAACUAUGGGAUGACUUGGGUAAGAGCAAAGAUGGGGAAAGAAAAGGAUCAAAAUGGAUCGGUGAGGAAGAAACAUUGGGUGUCUGGAGGGACUGGGGGGCUGUCAGUGAUCCCUGCAGACAGCCAAGGUCAGGCUGGAUGGGCUCUGAGCACUGAUGGAGCUGUGGGUGUCCCUGUUCAGUGCAGGGAGUGGGACAGAUGGCCUUGAAGGGUUUCUUCCAACUCAAACCAUCGUGACAUGCAUACACGUUUGUGGUGAGAGAACAUUAAUAUUAGAAAGCAGGGAAGGAAGAGGGGGAAAAAAAGCUGUGUGAACAGGUUUUUCUUUUCCUCUUUUUCUACUCGUAUCACUUGUCUGCCUAAAUAUACCAUAUUGGUUGAUUUGGGAUUCUGAUGACACAUCUGCCCUCCCAUUUCUUCGGUAGACGGAAGGAAGUGGGCUAGAAAAUGAAAUAUCAGCUCCUAACCUUGGGUCAGGUUAGUGAUCUUUAUGCUGCAAUGGGAAGGCUGAUAGUGGUUGAACUUCACUAUAAAUAGGAGACCACAGCUGGCUUUGAGAGACACAGACUGAAGGCAGGUCUGAGAGAAAGGAAACCUGUGUGCUCCAUCAGUGCGUGCCCUCACCUAAAGCAGAAGAGGCUGAAAUGGCUUUUGCCAGCUAUACUGCAGUGGUCAGGUCUCUGCUUUUGGUGCUGGUUUUAGCACUGGCUGUGAGGAGCUUGCCCCGUGGGAAGGCAGUUCAUCCUCGGCCCAGGAAGGAUGGUGGCUCGGAGAGGCUUAGUGAAGAUUGCCUGAACCAAAAGGAUCCUGGCUUCCCUACGAUGGUGAAAGUCGACAUUCGCAUUGGCAGCUCUGAUCCUGCUGCCAGGAUGAUCCAUGACAUCAGGAACCGGUCUCUUGCUCCUUGGAAUUACAGGCUCGAUGAGGACCCCAACCGCUUCCCCCGGGUGAUAGCUGAUGCCGAGUGCCGCCUUUUGGGCUGCCUGAACCCCCUGGGGCAGGAGGACCGCAGCCUCAACUCCGUCCCCAUCACACAGGAGAUCCUUGUCCUCCGGAGGGAGCAGAGGGGCUGCCAGCCCACCUACCGCCUGGAGAAGAAGCUCAUCACUGUGGGCUGCACGUGUGCUGCUCCAGUCAUCCAGCACCAGUCCUAGGAGGAAUCAGCAGCAGAUGCAAUGCUGGGAGGAAGAACUGUCUCCUAUGAACACCUCUUAGGAGAAAUCCCUACCUUGCAUCCAGUGUGACUUAUAUGAAUCUGGGUAAAUUAACUCCAGAGAUACCGAUUCUUGCUGUAGUUCAUUUAUAGAUUUCAGCAUGGGAAUCACCAUUAUCUAUUGAUGGAGGGUGGGGGAAGGGGAAACAUUUGUAUUUCUAUUUAUAUCUUCUAUUUAUGAUUGUAUUUAUAUGAAUCAAAAUAUCCAAAAAAACGGUGAAUGUUCAUCUGUAUUUAUUCAGUAAUUUAUCAGCUUAAUAAAACUUGUAUUUUAUUUAAAA
Messenger RNA from Coturnix japonica (Japanese quail), 2907 nucleotides. RefSeq names its product interleukin-17F-like. NCBI's taxonomy places the organism in Eukaryota, Metazoa, Chordata, Aves, Galliformes, Phasianidae. Gene Ontology annotation, cellular component: extracellular region. Gene Ontology annotation, molecular function: cytokine activity. The record is from RefSeq and is a predicted model, not a curated record. Gene Ontology annotation, biological process: inflammatory response.